AUGAGGCUCCUUGUGGCCCCCCUCUUACUGGCCUGGGUGGCUGGUGCCACUGCCGCCGUGCCCGUGGUACCCUGGCGCGUGCCCUGCCCCCCUCAGUGUGCCUGCCAGAUCCGGCCCUGGUAUACACCGCGAUCGUCCUACCGGGAGGCCACCACCGUGGACUGCAACGACCUGCUCCUGACAGCCGUGCCCCCCGGGCUGCCCGCGGGCACACAGACCCUGCUCCUUCAGAGCAACGGCAUCGUCCGUGUGGACCGGAGUGAGCUCAACCACCUGGCCAAUCUCACGGAGCUGGACCUGUCCCAGAACAGAUUUUCGGACGCUCGAGACUGUGACUUCCGUGCCCUGCCCCAGCUGCUGAGCCUGCACCUGGAGGAGAACCAGCUGACCCGGCUGGAGGACCACAGCUUUGCAGGGCUGACCAGCCUGCAGGAACUCUAUCUCAACCACAACCGGCUCUACCGCAUCGCCCCCGGGGCCUUCGCUGGCCUCGGCAACCUGCUGCGGCUGCACCUCAACUCCAACCUGCUGCGGGCCAUCGACAGCCGCUGGUUUGAGAUGCUGCCCAACCUAGAGAUCCUCAUGAUCGGUGGCAACAAGGUAGAUGCCAUCCUGGACAUGAACUUCCGGCCUCUGGCCAAUUUGCGCAGCCUGGUGCUAGCAGGCAUGAACCUUCGGGAGAUCUCCGACUACUCCCUGGAGGGCUUGCAAAGCCUGGAGAGCCUCUCCUUCUAUGACAACCAGCUGGCCCGGGUGCCCAGGCGGGCCCUGGAGCAGGUGCCCGGGCUCAAGUUCCUAGACCUGAACAAGAACCCGCUCCAGCGGGUGGGGCCCGGGGACUUUGCCAACAUGCUGCACCUCAAGGAGCUGGGGCUGAACAACAUGGAGGAGCUGGUUUCCAUCGACAAGUUCGCCCUGGUCAACCUCCCCGAGCUGACCAAGCUGGACAUCACCAACAACCCCCGGCUGUCCUUCAUCCACCCCCGCGCCUUCCACCACCUGCCCCAGAUGGAGACCCUCAUGCUCAACAACAAUGCUCUCAGUGCCUUGCACCAGCAGACGGUGGAGUCCCUGCCCAACCUGCAGGAGGUGGGUCUCCACGGCAACCCCAUCCGCUGUGAUUGCGUCAUCCGCUGGGCCAAUGCCACGAGCACCCGUGUCCGCUUCAUCGAGCCACAGUCCACCCUGUGUGCCGAGCCGCCAGACCUCCAGCGCCGCCCAGUCCGCGAGGUACCCUUCCGGGAGAUGACGGACCACUGCCUGCCCCUCAUCUCCCCCCGCAGCUUCCCCCCCAGCCUCCAGGUGGCCAGUGGCGAGAGCCUGGUGCUACACUGCCGGGCCCUGGCCGACCCGGAACCCGAGAUCUACUGGGUCACUCCAGCCGGGGUUCGACUAACGGCUGCCCGUGCUGGCAGGAAGUACCGGGUGUACCCCGAGGGGACCCUCGAGCUGCGGAGGGUGACGGCGGAAGAGGCGGGGCUGUACACCUGUGUGGCCCAGAACCUGGUGGGGGCUGACAGUAAGACGGUCAGUGUGGUGGUUGGCCGGGCUCCCCUGCAGCCAGGCCGGGACAAGGGACGGGGGCUGGAGCUCCGGGUGCAGGAGACCCACCCUUAUCACAUCCUACUGUCUUGGGUCCCCCCACCCAACACAGUCUCUACCAACCUCACCUGGUCCAGCGCCUCUUCCCUCCGGGGCCAGGGCGCCCCUGCUCUGGCCCGCCUGCCGAGGGGCACCCACAGCUACAACAUCACCCGCCUCCUUCAGGCCACGGAGUACUGGGCCUGCCUGCAAGUGGCCUUUGCUGAUGCCCACACCCAGUUGGCAUGCGUAUGGACCAGGACUAAGGAGGCCACUCCUUGCCACAGAGCCUUAGGGGACCGGCCCGGGCUCAUAGCCAUGCUGGCCCUCGCUGUCCUCUUGCUGGCAGCCGGGCUAGCCGCCCACCUUGGCACUGCUCAGCCCAGGCAGGGCGUGGGUGGGCGGCCUCUCCUUCCAGCCUGGGCUUUCUGGGGCUGGAGUGCCCCCGCGGUCCGAGUGGUGUCCGCGCCCCUCAUCCUGGCCUGGAAUCCAGGAAGGAAGCUGUCCAGGUCUUCAGAAGCAGAAACACUGUCCCCACCAUUGCUGCAAAAUUCUCGAAGCUCAGCCUGCUCUCCGCAGUAG
Neomonachus schauinslandi (Hawaiian monk seal) is the source of this 2163-nucleotide messenger RNA. RefSeq names its product leucine rich repeat neuronal 2 (gene LRRN2). The transcript has a single exon. The record is from RefSeq and is a predicted model, not a curated record. Gene Ontology annotation, molecular function: protein binding. The coding region runs from base 1 to 2163 and encodes 720 amino acids. NCBI's taxonomy places the organism in Eukaryota, Metazoa, Chordata, Mammalia, Carnivora, Phocidae.